AUGGUGUUCCCGAAUGAUUAUUUAACCAAAUUAGCGAAACGACUUGCAUGUGAGACUCAAUGCAUGCAAAUAUUUUAUGCAGCAAAAUGGAUCGGAGGAGAAAGGAGGAGGAGGAAAUUUGGAAGGAUGGCUGAAAUGGAAAAGACGGCAGAAGAUGAGGAAGAAGUAAGUGAGUUAAAGUUAGGUUUCAAGAAUUCUCGAUCAACUGAAAAGAAGGAAAAAGGAGGAGCAAGCGGAAGGUGGACAAACGUGCCUCAGUUACAGUUGUAG
Molecule: messenger RNA, 270 nt
Organism: Cercopithifilaria johnstoni
Lineage: Eukaryota; Metazoa; Nematoda; Chromadorea; Rhabditida; Onchocercidae
Source: the annotation of a GenBank genome assembly